This is a messenger RNA of Clonostachys byssicola, 519 nucleotides long. The record is from the annotation of a GenBank genome assembly. NCBI's taxonomy places the organism in Eukaryota, Fungi, Ascomycota, Sordariomycetes, Hypocreales, Bionectriaceae.
AUGAUCGACUCCGAGCGAAGACGACGCCCACCCAAACGAAGCCAACGAAGCCGAACGGAGAUGACACUGUGCGACACGUUCCGCGUCCCGUCGCACCUCUUCUUCAACUCCAAUGAAGCCCUCCGACCGCCUUACAAUAUUAUCCUAGACACCAAUUUCUUCGUGAAUUCCGUUCGCCAUCGCAUCGAUAUAUCGAGCGCCUUGAUGGAUCUACUUCUGGCGAAGUGCACACCGGUUGUGACAGACUGCGUCAUCGCGGAGCUAGAAAAGCUUUCUACAAAGAAUCGCCUUGCCCUACGAGUAGCAAAAGACCCUCGCUUCAAGCGACUUGCGUGCUCCCACUCUGGGACAUAUGCCGACGAUUGUAUCAUGUCCAUCUUAUCUGAACACCGGAUCUAUCUCGUCGGAACUGGAGACGCUGAUCUCAAGAGGCGGUUGAGGCGCCUUCCUGGUGUGCCGCUUGUAGCAGUAGGGAGGGGCAAGUACUACGUCGAGAGAUUGCCCGAGGCCGUAGCCUAG